Messenger RNA from Drosophila gunungcola (fruit fly), 975 nucleotides. RefSeq names its product rab-like protein 3. Lineage: Eukaryota; Metazoa; Arthropoda; Insecta; Diptera; Drosophilidae. Gene Ontology annotation, molecular function: GTPase activity. Gene Ontology annotation, biological process: intracellular protein transport. The record is from RefSeq and is a predicted model, not a curated record. Gene Ontology annotation, cellular component: endomembrane system. Bases 40 to 870 code for a protein of 276 amino acids. The transcript has 3 exons.
GGAUAUUUGAAUGGUGUUGCCACGGGCACAUUGGCUCAAAUGGCGAUGAACAACCGAGUCCGAAUUGUUGUGGUUGGGGAUUCGGGUGUGGGCAAAACGUGCCUGACGCACCUGAUCGCCCACAACGAGUCGCUGGUCCGACCUGGCUGGACGGUAGGCUGCAACAUCCAGGUGAAGAUCCAUGAGUUCAAGGAGGGCACCGCCCGCCAAUGCCCCUAUUUUGUGGAGCUCUUCGACGUCGGCGGGUCGCUGAGCCACAAGAACACGCGCAGCGUCUUUUACACGGGCGUCCAUGGCAUUAUCCUGGUGCACGACCUCACCAAUGGCAAGUCGCAGGAGCAGCUGCUCGACUGGCUCUACGAGAUCGUCAACAAGGAGGGCAAGGACACGUACAAGUCGCGCGGCAACUCCCUGCCCCCAUCGCCCACCCCGCUGGGCAGCUUCUCUUGCUCGAACACCUCGGCCACGGACGGCCACGUCCGCUUCGACAUGGAGGAGUUCCUAGGCGCCACGCAGACGCCCAUCCUGGUGAUGGGCACCAAGCUGGACCUCAUCGACGAGAAGCGCCAGCCCAAGACGGCGGUGAAGAAGGCGGGCGGCAUAGCCGACAAAUGUGGCGCCGAGGAGAUCUGGCUAAAUUGUCGUGACACUCGUAGUCUGGCCGCCGGAACUACCGAUGCCGUGAAACUAUCCCGCUUCUUCGACUGCGUCAUUGAGAAACGCGAGUCCCUGGGCGCCACUAGCAGCCUUGCAUUUGGAAUGGGCGGCUUCAUCGCCGGCAGUCCGCCGGACAGGCGGCGUUACGGUCCGACCAGCGGCAAACUGGAACCCAGUUCCGUUCCUCUUCUGGAGACCAACGACCUCAAGUGAUGAAUGCAUUCAAAGUUAGCUCUAAGUCAGGUUGUAUAUAGUUAUAUUGUGCGAGAGUCAUUAAAACUUCAAUUCUGUAUAAAUCUCUCUCACCCUUAAAAACUA